AUGACACCUUUGUACAAAUUACUUCGGAAAGGAACUCCAUGGAAAUGGAGUAAAACUGAACAGGAAGCAUUUACCACUAUCAAGUCGGCAUUGUGUUCGGAUUCUAUAUUAAGACAUUACGACCCAGCUGCUGAGCUGGUACACCAGUGUGAUGCAUCUUCUAUAGGAGUUGGAGCUGUACUGCUCCAGCCUGGACAUGAUGGCGCAUUACAACCAGUAGCAUACGCUUCUAGAACUCUUAAUGCAGCUGAGAAAAAUUACGCUCAAAUUGAACGUGAAUCGUUAGCAAUUGUAUUUGGAGUUACAAAAUUCCGCCAAUAUUUACUUGGCAGACAUUUUAAACUCCUAACAGAUCAUAAACCGUUGAUAACCUUACUGGGGGAACAUAAGUCAUUUCCACAGUUAGCGUCGGCACGGAUCAAGAGAUGGUCCCUUCUUCUGGCAGCAUACAACUACACGAUUGAGUUUAUUUCUGGAAAAGAAAAUGUCUAUGCAGACUUUCUUUCAAGGAAACCUAUUAACAUACAAACAACUCCGGAGGAACAGGUAGAGGUUCGAGUCAUGUUUAUCCAAGGAGAACAAAUUGUUAAUUCCACAAUGGUUGCCAUGGAAACUAAGAAAGAUCCAGUCCUAAGUAAAGUACUAGAUUUUACGAAGAAUGGGUGGCCAGAAAAACCACAACCUGAAUUACAACCUUCCCAGGUUGAAGAUCUUGGCAAGAUCUUGUAA
This is a messenger RNA of Paramuricea clavata, 729 nucleotides long. The record is from the annotation of a GenBank genome assembly. NCBI's taxonomy places the organism in Eukaryota, Metazoa, Cnidaria, Anthozoa, Malacalcyonacea, Plexauridae.